This is a messenger RNA of Choloepus didactylus (southern two-toed sloth), 948 nucleotides long. It is a transcript of the gene LRRC52, whose product is annotated as leucine rich repeat containing 52. Gene Ontology annotation, molecular function: transmembrane transporter binding; voltage-gated potassium channel activity; potassium channel activator activity. The record is from RefSeq and is a predicted model, not a curated record. Gene Ontology annotation, cellular component: voltage-gated potassium channel complex. The transcript is spliced from 2 exons. Lineage: Eukaryota; Metazoa; Chordata; Mammalia; Pilosa; Megalonychidae. Bases 1 to 948 code for a protein of 315 amino acids.
AUGUCCCUUGCUUCAGGCCCUGGGCCUGGGUGGUUACUCUUUUCCUUUGGAAUGGGGCUGGUAUCAGGGUCAAAGUGUCCAAAUAACUGUCAGUGUCAAGAUGAAGAAGUGAUCUGCACAGGCAUGCAGUUAACUGCAUAUCCCUCUGACAUACCCCUGAGCACUCGGAGGCUGUACCUCAACAAUAACAGAAUAACUUACUUGCCAGCCAUGAAUCUAGGUCUCCUCAGUGACCUUGUUUACUUGGACUGUCAGAACAACCUGAUUCGCGAGGUGAUGGAUUAUACCUUCAUCGGGGUCUUCAAGCUCAUCUACCUUGAUCUCAGCUUCAACAACCUAACCUUGAUCUCCCCAUACAGUUUCUCCGUGCUCAGCAACCUGGUGCAGCUGAACAUCUCCAACAAUCCUCAGCUGUCGUCUCUUAACAAGUUUACCUUUGCCAACACCAGCUCUCUGAGGUAUUUGGACCUCAGAAAUACCGGCUUACAGAUCUUGGACGAUGGUGCCUUCCAUCACCUAGUGACACUAAGGACCCUGUAUCUGAGUGGAAAUCCCUGGAAGUGCAACUGCUCUCUCCUGGACUUCGCCAUUUACUUAAUAGUGUCCCAUCUGGACCACCCAGAUGAUCAAAAUGCCACGUGCACCGAGCCCACAGAGCUGGCGGGGUGGCCCAUCUCACGGGUGGGGAAUCCACUCCGGUACAUGUGCAUUACACACCUGGACCGCCAAGACUACAUCUUCUUGCUGCUCAUCGGCUUCUGCAUCUUCGCUGCAGGCACCGUGGCUGCCUGGCUCACGGGUGUGUGUGCCGUGCUCUACCAGAACACUCGCCGCAAGACAGCUGAAGAUGAGGCCGAGGAGGAGGCUGAGAAAAGUCUGGAUGUCAGCAGGCGGAUUUUUCAUGGCCAGAGUGAAUCAGUGCAGGACGGUUUCCCUCAGCUGAUUUAG